AAAAAGAAAACUGGUUUCCGCUGAAGGGCUGAGCGCGUUUGAGUGACGUCAUUUUGAUUUCCAGGCUGUUUGUCAGUCUUUUCUAGCUCAAUGGAACACAACAGUAACCCUCCAUCUAGAAUAAUCACUAUCAAUAAAAUGAGUGACAAAGAGCAGAAGUCUCGCUCUGCUUCCAGGAGCGUGAGCGCACAUGGUUCUGGGAAGUCGGCUAGUCGCUCCCGCUCUAAAUCCUGGUCUCGCUCCAGGUCCAGGUCUGGAUCACAUUCCCACCGUGGCUCCCGCAGACAUUACAGCCGCUCUCGGUCCCGCUCCAAGUCCUAUCACCGCAGAUCUCGCAGUCGGUCCCACAGCGGGGAACGUCGGCGCAGAAGCCAUAGUCACUCCCCUAUGUCCAAUCGCCGCAGGCACAUUGGCAACCGUGCUAAUCCAGAUCCAAACGGUUGCCUGGGAGUGUUUGGCUUGAGCCUGUACACCACAGAGAGGGACCUAAGGGACGUCUUCUCUAAAUAUGGACCCCUGGCAGAUGUUAGCAUCGUGUACGACCAGCAGUCAAGACGCUCCAGGGGCUUCGCCUUUGUUUACUUUGAGAACACAAACGAUGCUAAAGAGGCGAAGGAGCGUGCGAACGGCAUGGAGCUGGAUGGUCGCAGAAUCAGGGUGGAUUUCUCCAUCACGAAAAGACCUCACACCCCAACCCCAGGGAUCUACAUGGGACGACCCACGUAUGGUGGAGGCGGUCCCGGUGGGCCACGGCGCAACUCACGUGACUAUGAUCGUGGAUAUGAUCGUGGUUACGACAGAGGCGGCUACGAUCGCUAUGACGACAGAGAAUACUACAAGUCGUACAGACGCCGCUCUCCAUCGCCGUAUUACAGAGGAACAUACAGGUCUCGGUCAAGAUCACGAUCAUAUUCCCCGCGUCGAUAUUGAGCUGUUCCAAGCGGCUUUAAUUCCCUCUCCUCCCAUGAACAGGAAUUUUUCUGAGAAAUAUCUUUAACUUUGUACUUUUUUUCUUCUUUAAGGGAUAGUUGGGUUUCUUAAACUUAGGAACGUGUGUCUUCAGUCAGUUGAAUGUGGCAGAAUUUGUUCCAGUUGAUCAGUUCUUGUUUAUUGUUUUAAUUGAUGUUUUUUUUAAGUUUUUGAACCCGAUGGACCUCAUACUCCCAUGUUCUGGUCGUUUGGCUUUGAAGACUCCUCACACGUGGCCUGUUGGCGAUCGCCAAUAGCAACAGUGUGAAAUGACGGUAUCUGUAAUACAGCCUAGUAAUGGUGAAGAAACCACUUUAUCCCAUUAAGAUUACAGCUUAUACAUAAUCACAGGAAGUGGUGAAGCAGUCCUCUUAUUGUUGUACAUUUUAAAUGUGAAGGAAAGAUUCGUAGUUCUAAAUGUGAUAAUUUAUGGUUCACAAACUGAGUGACAUCUCAUUCUUGAACAAAUAAAGAGGGAGUAUGUUUUUUUUUUCA
Molecule: messenger RNA, 1464 nt
Organism: Nothobranchius furzeri (turquoise killifish)
Lineage: Eukaryota; Metazoa; Chordata; Actinopteri; Cyprinodontiformes; Nothobranchiidae
Gene: tra2b
Product: transformer 2 beta homolog
Biological process (GO): positive regulation of mRNA splicing, via spliceosome
Cellular component (GO): spliceosomal complex
Molecular function (GO): RNA binding
Source: RefSeq, a predicted model, not a curated record